AUGUAUGGCAAAUUUUCUGAGCAAGAUAAUAACGGUUUUGCUUUUUUGGUUCAAAUAUCUAAUAUCGAAAUGGAUAUUUCACUGGAUAACUCUGUAUACCAAUCAGAUCGGGCUGCAGUUUUAUUGAUAAACAUUGAUUUCAAGCUAUUUUGCUUUCUCUAUUGCUUCAAUCGAUUGCUUUUAAAAUUCUCAAGUUUGGUAGCCUUGAUUGACUAUGAUUAUCCAACAAAAGAUAUGUUCAAAAUUUAUUCUCCGCAAAAAAAGAUGGUUCAAUGA
Molecule: messenger RNA, 276 nt
Organism: Brugia malayi
Lineage: Eukaryota; Metazoa; Nematoda; Chromadorea; Rhabditida; Onchocercidae
Gene: Bm60
Exons: 3
Coding region: 1-276 (91 amino acids)
Source: RefSeq, a predicted model, not a curated record